AGAAAAAAAAAAAAAAAAAAAAAAAUGGUGAAGGCUGAAGCCCUAGGCUCCACGCUUAAUGCGCACGCAGUCCUCUACUCUUCUUCCUCUUGGCUCCUAGCCUCCUCCACUCUCCACCCACGACCAGCCGACCUUCACUCCUCCAUCGGUGGCACAGGCCAGCGGCCUCUCCCGGCCAGUAAACCUCUGACGGCCUGCCGGCUUCAUCUAUUUAUCACCUUCCGGAAUGAUAAUGCAGCAUCCCUCUCAUUUAAUUGCUUGAGCUGCCAGAAGGCACUUCUUCACUGAGUUGCCAAGGGUCCCAAAAAACAAUGGCGGGGGAGGAGAAAAAUCUGGUAGAAAUACUGGAAGAACAUUGUCCCAUAGACCUCUCAAAGUAUAUAAAUUUUGUCCAUGCCCCACAUUGUGGCGCAAUUGCAACUUUCUCUGGCACAACACGCGACACAUUUGAAGGCAAAACUGUCAUGGAGCUAAGGUACGAAGCUUAUGUGCCUAUGGCAAUACGCCGCAUGAAAUCCAUCUGCUCGUCUGCUCGAUCGUCAUGGAAUCUGAGCUCCAUUGCAGUUGCCCACCGCCUUGGCGCAGUUCCAGUAGGGGAAACAAGUGUAUUCAUAGCUAUCUCCUCUGUUCAUAGGGCUGAUGCACUGGAAGCAUGCAAGUUUGUGAUUGAUGAGGUUAAGGCAUCAGUUCCAAUAUGGAAAAAAGAGGUGUAUGCCAAUGGAGAGAUUUGGAAGGAAAAUUCAGAGUUCCUAGAAAGGAGAUUGGGGCUUGUAGAGGGUAGACGGGAUGAGGGUAAGGCAUCUUCUAUGAGAGAAUUUGAGGUGGAGGCGCAUAAUGGGAAGAGCUGCUGCGGAGCUAAGGUAAAGGUGGAUGAUGGCUCGGACAUUGCCACAUAGUGAACAGUAUUUGGAGAAUAUUCGUAUUCAACGGUUUAAAAGUUGUGUAUUUUGUGUAGAUCCUCCACAAUAAUUGUGUAAUUUAGUGACAGCUGCAAGGGAAAUAAGGCUUGUGCCAGCAGCUUCUUCGAAAUGCAAAUAAAAUUUAAUGCUUUACUUGUUGGCAA
Molecule: messenger RNA, 1063 nt
Organism: Malania oleifera
Lineage: Eukaryota; Viridiplantae; Streptophyta; Magnoliopsida; Santalales; Ximeniaceae
Product: molybdopterin synthase catalytic subunit
Exons: 2
Coding region: 312-896 (194 amino acids)
Biological process (GO): Mo-molybdopterin cofactor biosynthetic process
Cellular component (GO): cytosol
Molecular function (GO): molybdopterin synthase activity
Source: RefSeq, a predicted model, not a curated record